Molecule: messenger RNA, 3153 nt
Organism: Durusdinium trenchii
Lineage: Eukaryota; Dinophyceae; Suessiales; Symbiodiniaceae
Source: the annotation of a GenBank genome assembly
AUGGGCGAUGUGUCUGGAGUACAGGGCGUUGUUGCUCCGGCGUUGGUGGACGAGUUGCUUCAUCACUCAGACUCCGAAACCGCGGCGUCGCGCAGUGACUCCGUCGCGUGCCUGAUUUGCCUCAUCAUCUUGGACCCCGGAGGCGAAGCCUUCCCAGCCUUGCCCUGUGUGGCCUUCUCCGCCACGGGCAUCGUCGCAGCCUCCCAGAGCUUCUUAGACUUGGCAGGCGAAAACCUGGAAGAAGUCUUGGGCGCAGAUUUGCGGCGAGCGCCAUUGCAUUGGCUGCUGCCCAAGAUGAAUAAGAUCUUGAACCAGGAGGCGUUGGUGCCCCUGGAGAAGCUCCACAAGAAUAGCUUUGCAGGACUCAGUCGCACGACUCGGGUCCGGCGCGAGGAUGCACUUGGUGAGGAAGAUGAGGUUCAAAGCAGUACCGAGAAUGAACGGCAGCCGGUGACCGUUUGCUUACUCUUGAGCCCUGGGCGAGAAGGAAAGGUCUUUUGGAACUUGGUGCAUGCCUUCAAGAUGGAAGUCAAGAAGGAGGUUUUGGCCGUGCAUGUGCUCAUGCCCAUUGCUGCAGAGGUCCCUAGCAUCUUCUGGCAGCUUCAGCAACCUGCGGAGGGCUUUGCUGCCUACCACGGCCCGAUCCCGGAGCUCUCACCCUACUUGGACGUCAUUUUGCAACGCUUGAGGAGCAAGUUGGGCAAGCUCCAGCUUCAAGAAGCGCGCCAGGUGAGCGGCGUCGAGGAGACGCGACGCAGACGGGAACGGAUCCCCCACGCGACCGGCUCUGGACGAGUGGUCGUCGUCGUUGUCUUCGGUCUCCCAACCUUAAUACCCCACCCCAUCUCCGGACGCCCACCAUUCGCGCGACCCGCGCGCCGCGCCACAGUCUCCCUCUGCAGCGACCUGCCGGACCUGGACGAGCUUUGGGCCGCGGGCGCUGCACCGGGCCUGCGCUGCCGAGCGCUGGAGGCUGUGGAAGUGCGUUGCAGGGACUUGGCAAGGGCCCUGAGCGACGUGUUCUCAGGCAUUCACUUUGUACCACGCUUCGGAGCUGCCAUGGCGCUUCCGUACGAGCUUUACUCCUUCUGGGAGGAAGUCUUGGCCAACGAGAGCCAAGCACUCAUGAGUCACUGGAAGUAUGGCAAGAAAGGCGACAAGAAUCAUCGCCGAGAGCUCUUCAACAUUGAGCCCUACAUGAUUCUGGACCCAGAUGAAAUGGAUUGCACCAUCGCCUACAUGUCGCAAGGCUUGGAGGACCUCUUUGGCUACUGGCGCGCCUGGGCACUCGGGCGACACUUCCGCUUCCUGUUAUUGCAAGAUGCACUUUGGAACCGUGUGUUCAACGGGCAGGAACCCGGACGCAUCGAAGAGUUCUGUUACAACCAGGGCCAGAAAGACCAGGGCGCGAUGGAUUCUGCCAGCCACAUGCUGAGCCUGCUCCGUCUCUACAGUGUGAAGACCAAGCAGCCCAUUUGGUGCUGCAUUUACCUGCGGCACGUCUGGUUGCAGGACCCCACGGUCUUUGAAAACCAAUACGACUUCAGCGCCAAGCACUUCGUUCUGGCGGUUGUUUUGCCAUUGUACACGCAGAUGCCAGCCUUGCAUGAUCUCCUUACUACCAAUGAUCCAGAGGCGAACCUGCGUUUGACCAUCUCACUUCGAAAGCUCCUGCUCGAGAGGACGCAAAAUGUGGAGUUGUCCGAGAAGGAGGCCAAUGCCAUCGUGGACUCGGUCAUCCCAGCUUGGCUCUUGGACAGUGGUCGUGGAGCUCCCAGCUGUAUGGUGGGUCAACAUUUUGUGCCACGUGUGGGCUUGGCACCCGUGCGCGACUUUCAGGGUCUUUGGCCGCAUCUCGUGAGGUUGCUCUUCCGCCUGAAGAAUCCGCCACGUGAAGAGAUGAUGCGCCCCACACUGCUUGACCAGGAGGAGGGCCUCGCCUGCUGGGUGGCGGAUGUGAGGUCCAGAGAUUUGCCACUGGUCUUUUUGAGUCAUGCACUGCAGAAGCUCACGGGCUUUCUGGCGGACUUCGCACUCGCCAGGACCGGAAAUAACCCGGGUCUCCAGCCCAAGAAGCAGCGCAUUGAUCAAGCGAUCAACAAUGAAGAGCAGAUGCGCUUGCAAGAGUUCAGCACACAGAACAGGAGUCACGGAGAUGUCAUGGCCUCGUUACUUCUCCUAGAAUGCCAGAGCGGCAAGCGCUUCUUUGCCGUGCAGCAGACGUUCUAUUUGAAGGAGCCACGGACGGACCGGGCCUACUUGCUCUCAGUCCUCCACCUCAUCGAGCUCUCCAUGCCGGCGGUACUGAAGUCGCACCAGAUCACCGAGCUCAACGAAGAUGAGAUGGGCAUGGCGCUAGAUGAGUGGGGCGUGUUUCUGGUUCAGGAGCGCGAGGACUCUGUUGGCAAACCAUUGAUGCUCUCAGAUCCGCUGAAGGCGUGCGAGUACUAUUCCGCGCACUUUGCCGCCUUCCUUCGGACCGGCGAGGACUAUGUCGGCGACCUCUUUGUACCAAAGAUAGGACUGGUAGAAGUGCAUGCCUUCAAAGGGGUCUUAGAGAGUCUCUUGGAGGUGCUGCGCAGCGACCUGCAGAGGGUCCUGCAGGAUGACCAGGCAGAGGGCAAGAUGGACCAAGUGAUUAUGACCGUGGUGGAUCCAGAGGGCGAGGACUAUCCAUUGGUUUGGAUCUCUCCGGGCUUUGAGGACUACACGGGCUUUCAGCGUGAAUGGGUCUUGGGCCGAAACUGUCGCUUCUUGCAGCCCAAAGACUUCGAGCGGAAUCAACAGUUCAAUGGGGAUCAACUGGAGCACCUGCGUGUCUUUUGCGCGCAAGCCAGGAAGUUUUCGAUGCCUUCCGCCAGCAACACGUUCGCGCUGUUGCUCAACGAACGGAGGAAUGGAUCUCCGUUUUGGAAUCUGAGCAGCUUCCAUCAUCUUGAGGUGAACGAGAAGCGCUACAUUGUCUCGGUGAUGCUACCCUUCAGAGAGGAUGUCAACGAGUUUAUCGGGCUCCUUGAGGAAGUGCUUGACGACCCAAAUCAGAGGAGACCUGUACUACUGCGCUUGGAGUUGUUCAGGACCAGUCUGGAGGAAAUCCUGCAGUACACAAGGUCGCUUUGCAGGUUCUUUGCUGUUGACUGUGACCCAGAGUAG